Musa acuminata AAA Group (dessert banana) is the source of this 1687-nucleotide messenger RNA. RefSeq names its product probable trehalose-phosphate phosphatase 6. Gene Ontology annotation, molecular function: trehalose-phosphatase activity. The coding region runs from base 173 to 1327 and encodes 384 amino acids. The record is from RefSeq and is a predicted model, not a curated record. NCBI's taxonomy places the organism in Eukaryota, Viridiplantae, Streptophyta, Magnoliopsida, Zingiberales, Musaceae. The transcript is spliced from 11 exons. Gene Ontology annotation, biological process: trehalose biosynthetic process.
GGCACUUCAGACUCUUCUCUCCUGUUAUCCAUGUACUAAGAAGAAGAGCGAAAGAUUUUGAUCCUUCAUCUUUCCAAGCUUCUUUCUUCAAAUCUCCAUUCUUACACUUCUCCUAACAACGCCGCCUCACAAAAAGCAGAGCAACAGAAGACCCCUCGGCUCCGACGACCAGAUGACGAAGCAGAAUGUGGUCAUGCAGGAGGAGCUAGCCGUCGCGGUGCCCACAUCAGCGGCGAUCGCUGAGCCGUCCCCUUGCUUUUCGUAUCCGCCGCCUCGUGCGGUUGGCUCCGGCACUAACUACACCCGGUACACGAAGCUGUCGUGCCGGCUCGACCUCGCGAGCUGCGGUGGCGGUGGCAGGGCGGCUAAUUCAUGGAUCGAAUCCAUGAAGGCCUUGUCUCCUACCCAGGCCAAGUCAGCGGCGCCGCGCGAAGUCCCCUCGCUUGCCUCCCGCGAAGAAGAAGACUAUGACAGUUGGAUGAUGCUGCACCCUUCGGCGUUGGACAACUUCGAGGAAGUCAUGACCGCAGCUAAAGGAAAGCAGAUCGUGAUGUUCUUAGACUAUGAUGGGACACUGUCGCCGAUUGUCGACGACCCCGACCGCGCCUUCAUGUCCGAUGAGAUGAGAGAGGCAGUAAGAGAGGUGGCCAGCCAUUUUCCAACAGCUAUCGUGAGUGGGAGGUGCACAGAGAAGGUCUCCAGCUUUGUAAAGCUGUCGGAACUGCACUAUGCUGGAAGCCAUGGCAUGGACAUAAAAGGUCCCAACAAUGGGCCUAAGCAUCCAAAAGCAAUGGCACAAAAUGUUCUAUUUCAGCCAGCCAGUGAGUUCCUUCCCAUGAUCCAUGAGGUCUACAAGUCUUUAGUAGAGACAACAAAGAGCAUCCCUGGCUCUAGAGUGGAGAACAACAAGUUCUGUCUAUCAGUUCACUUUCGGUGUGUUGAUGAAAAGAAAUGGUGUUUACUAGCUGAGAAAGUCCGGUCAGUGAUCAUGGAUUACCCUAAACUGCGACUAACCCAUGGAAGAAAGGUUUUGGAGAUCCGCCCAACUAUCAAAUGGGACAAGGGGAAGGCUCUCGAGUUUUUACUGGAAUCUCUUGGAUUUGAUGGCUGCCAUGAUGUAUUUCCAUUCUACAUAGGGGACGAUCGAACCGACGAAGAUGCUUUCAAGGUGUUGCGUGAUAGAGGACAAGGCCUUGGCAUUCUUGUCACCAAGAUUGCAAAGGAAACAAAUGCCUCUUUUUCUCUUCGAGAACCAGCUGAGGUUCUGAAGUUUUUGCGUCGCCUGGAGGAGUGGAAGCAAUCCUCCCAGGAUGGUGAAGCUCAAUGAACAAGCAGUUAUCAUGGAUGAAUCUUUUACUCUCCAUGAUCAAGGACAAAAAUAUUAUCUCAAGGCAGAGCAGUUUUUCUCUUUUUUGUUUUCCUUCCCUAUCAUUUCUAGUGUUGUCUCCUCUUCUGGGAGAAGGCUUGAAAUCAUUAUUCACUGGAUUUCUUGCCACAUCUUGUAACUAUUGUUGCUGAAGGGGAAUCCUGCAGCCAUCUUUGAGAUGAAAGCACAGGAUUACUCCCACUGUGUUCAUGCUCUGAGCAGCAUUAUCAUUCUACAUAGGAAAUCAACUGCUAUAAAUGUGGGCUGAAUCAAUGUGGAGUCACUGUUAACAACAGGAUAUAUCAAAAGUGCUUUCAAGAA